Messenger RNA from Nelumbo nucifera (sacred lotus), 1523 nucleotides. Its product is annotated as low-temperature-induced 65 kDa protein. The record is from RefSeq and is a predicted model, not a curated record. Gene Ontology annotation, biological process: response to stress; response to abscisic acid. Lineage: Eukaryota; Viridiplantae; Streptophyta; Magnoliopsida; Proteales; Nelumbonaceae.
GUUCCAGCCGCUUCCUUUAAAAAUCUGUGAAAUGUUCUCAUUCCAAUCCAUCUAUCUUACAUUACAUUCUACCUCACUACAAUAAUAGAUACAACAGCGUAAUUGUUGUAGUUGCAGCGAUCGACAAGGUGAAGUCUCUUGAUCUCAUCUCGAUUCCAGGAGUACUAAUUGCAGCUGCAGCAAAAGAUGCAUAAUACUCAAGUGGCACCCGUUCACGCCCAUGCUUACGACAAAAAUCCACUCGACCCCCACAACGUGCGUCUCCAAACUGGCGAAGAUGAACAGCGUGAGAAGAAGUCUGUAUUAAAGAAGGUGAAGGACAAGGCAAAGAAGAUAACAGACAGACUCGGUAUUAAAAAGCAUGGCCGACGCGGCCAUGACGCCAAAGAUGACGAUCACAUUCGUCCCGACCAUGAUGAGGGCUACGACGAAGACGAAGAGGAGGAGGAGGAGGAGGACACUGAUGAACAAAUUGAACAAGACCCCGAAAUUCAUAGAGCACCCAUCUAUGAGUCAACAACGGCUCGGGCCGGAGAAGUUGGGGCUGCUUCUGCUUUAGGGCAGUCGCGGGUGAAUUUGGGUGCUACGAGUGGGCAGUUACCACCCUUGGAAAAGGACUCUCCUGCUCCUCCAAAGGACCGAGAUGUUGCAUCCCAUCCUGCUCCAAACUAUCAGAACAAUGCUACCGAUCCAAUAGCCGCAGGAGGACAGGAAACAGGGGUCGAACCCAUCCUCGGGUCGGUUGGGAAUAUGAAAGACUCUAAACAGGUUGAACCACAGGCGUGGUCUUAUAAGGGAAAUGAGCAUCAUCAGUCCUCCCGAGAUUUGCCUCCCAGUCACAUUGAUACAGCCUCAGGGAAUCUCCAGUCGGUGCCUGAUACCGAAGCUGUAGUUCACUCUCAAGUAGAGGAAGGAAAACCAACAAAUCAGCCCAGCCAUACUGAGAAAAUUUCUUCCGCAACCUCUGCAAUCGCCGAGAAAGCAAUCUCUGCAAAGAACGUAGUUGCGUCAAAGCUUGGCUAUGGUGGAAAUGAAGGGGAGGUGGUUCAUGAAACACCUGAAGGUGGGGACUCGACUAAGUCGACGCCGGUUGGUGAAUAUAGCAAGAAAAUUGCAGCGGCGGUGACGGAGACGCUAGCUCCAGUGUAUGAUAAAGUUGCGGAGGCAGGAAGCGUGGUGGUAUCGAAGAUGCAAGGGAUGGGUACGGAGUCAGAAGGUGGAGGCGUCAGUAGUGCGGAUAAAGGAGUUUCUAUGAAGGAGGAUUUGACGGUGCAGUCGAGACCUGGUGAGGAAGAGGCAGAGAAGGCAUCACCGCCUCGAGGAAGAGUGACAGAGUCAGAGGAGGUGAAAACUCGUUUGGGCUCCGACGAAGAAUGCUGCGCAAUAGGUAAUCUCUGAGGAUUACGGAAUGGACUCUUGCAGGUUUAAUAUACGACUCUUCAAUUUGAGUUUGCCAUGAAUCAAAAUCAAAAUUAAAAUUGUGUAACGAUGUAAUCUAUUAAUACUAUCUUUUUAUAUUCAAA